GGGUCGACACUCUUUACAAGGUGCCGGCACUUUGAGUGGAGCGUCAACUACAUCCUCCGUGUCGGGUUUUUGGCCUUUUGUGCAAUUUUGCUUAAUGGCAGAAUAACAGUCUUGGUCCCUGACUCCUGGAUUCCGUGCAAGUUGAUCAUCAUAUUUCUGACCUUUGCAAUUUGCUCCUUGAUCAAGAAUGGAGAAAAUCUCACUUGAGCCUUUAAACUUCUGAUUUAUCCUUAGAUCCUCAUCUUUUCAGCUCUUUGCAUUUAAGUCCUUUUUCUUCUAAUUCUCUCCAUUUAGUCAUCAAACCUUCAAUCACCAAAAUUUUGCACAACAUGAAUAGAGUGAACAAUUAUGA
Rubroshorea leprosula is the source of this 352-nucleotide messenger RNA. Lineage: Eukaryota; Viridiplantae; Streptophyta; Magnoliopsida; Malvales; Dipterocarpaceae. The record is from the annotation of a GenBank genome assembly.